AUGCCCAGUAGUACUCCACAACCUGCCGUCUACUUCUUGAUAGUGGUGGUGACUUCCAUUCUUGUGUCUGUAUUUUGGAUAGAAUUUCUUUCAGGAUUUAAAAAAGAGAUAAAGGCAUUCAAAUUUAUUAACAAAACUGCCAAGAAAAAUUCAACUAAACCUAUGAGUCGAGCAAUCGAGUCGAAAAAGAAUUCGACGCACGUGAUAUUAAUAUACAAUGGGCACUAUUUAAAAUUAUUUAUGGAACAUUUUCGGAAAAAGAAAUGUUCACUUGUAAAAAAUUGCAUCGUUACUGACAAUGUAAAGGACAUCAAUAAAAGCCAUGCUGUUAUAUUUACUCAUUCAAAUUUACCAAGAAAGCCACCAUUUAAAGGAACAAAUCAAUUUUGGAUAUUCCAUGCUAUGGAAACCGUGCAUUACACCCACAAACCACCGAAACAUUGGGAUGACAAGUUUGAUUUCACGAUGUCUUUUCGAAGGCACUCAGAAGUACUUAGAUCUUAUGGGAAAAUUGUUCGCCGUGAAAAGGAAUUAAUGAGAAACUACAGUGAAGUGUUUCGAAAGAAAAAGUUGGGGGCAGUGUGGAUGUCGGGCCAUUGCCCUGUUCCUUCAAAGCGGAAAGCAUUAGCACAGGAGUUGGGAAAAUAUAUGCAUGUUGACCUCUUUGGCUCGUGUGGUACACGGUCUUGUGGAGGCAGAACUACUCUUUUAAGUGAUUGUUUGAAAAAUGUGUCUCGAGAUUAUAAAUUUUACUUAGCUUUUGAAAAUACGAUAUGUCCUGAUUAUACCACAGAGAAAUUAUUCAAUUUGUUUUUGUAUGACCUUGAAAUCGUCCCAGUAGUAAAUGGACCUUCCAAUGCAGCCAAAUAUAUACCCAAUGGGACAUUCAUUAAUUAUCAAGAUUUUCCAUCGGCGUCAGAACUUGCUAAAAAGUUGAUAGAAAUCGGAUUAAAUGAGGAAAAUUACACGAAAUAUCUCAAAGAGAAAGAUAAAUAUCGUGACAUAGGUAAUGGGGAAGUUUUUUCCGAUGCAAUGUGUCAGUUAUGCGAUAAACUUGCAAAUAAUCUGACAAGAAAUUCCUCCCAAAACUACUGGACAUGGAUGUUAAAAAAUAAAUGUUGAAAUAAAUUUUUGUCAGGAACUUUACGUUUUUCGUGGACCCCCCCCCCCCCCCCAUAAUUAUGCUAGUAUUUUCAUCAAUAAUUAAUAAUUAUGUAUGCAUACAUUUUUAUUUGCAUAUGGUAUAAUCUGAGAGCUAGGAAAAAAGAGAGAUGUAAAAUGCGAUGGUUUCAAAUUUGCAAAUCUUACUGAUUCAUUUUUCAUAAAAAAAAUUUAUUAUAUUAAAGCUUCCUUUUUUAUGUGUAACCCCCUUCCCCAACCAAUACCACACAUGUAAUUGUAUGUUCAGACUGAGCCAAGGACUUCUAUGAGUUUUACUGUUGUAAUUGCACAAUUAUAAAAAUAGUGCCUGUUUGGGAGGGUAACAGUUGAAAUGGACAC
Magallana angulata is the source of this 1500-nucleotide messenger RNA. RefSeq names its product glycoprotein 3-alpha-L-fucosyltransferase A-like. Lineage: Eukaryota; Metazoa; Mollusca; Bivalvia; Ostreida; Ostreidae. The record is from RefSeq and is a predicted model, not a curated record. The transcript has a single exon. Gene Ontology annotation, cellular component: membrane. The coding region runs from base 1 to 1122 and encodes 373 amino acids. Gene Ontology annotation, molecular function: alpha-(1->3)-fucosyltransferase activity.